AUGCCUCGCUCCGCAGUGGUCGCUGGCGUUGCUCUGGCUGCUUUCGCAGCUGGAGCGGCCUUUGUUGUGGCACCAACCCGAGCUCCUACUGCGCCCCUUCCGCCACUUGCAUCUGGAGCAAGUGGAUCCACUGCUACGUCUGCUGGCUGGGGCUUGGCUACUGCAGGCCUUGCGCUGGGUGCGCAUGUGGGCCUUGCCGCAGCUUGGCGUUUCAGGGCAACUGCUGCCCGAGCGGAGGGAGGAGGCAAGGCCUACAAGGAGACGCCAGCGGAUGAGCGCCUCUUUGAGCAGGUGUACUUGCAAUACACCUCCGAGUACAUGAAGGGCCCAAUGUACUGGCAUCCCGACAAGAUGCAGGGAUUCGCACCAGACUAUCCUGGACGUCCCAUUGUGAAGAACGGCAAGUACACUAGCAACGUGAUCGGAAACCUGAAGGCCUUCAGCUCCAACGAGCUUGCGUUCCUGUCCAUGCUCUUCUUCGGUGUUGGUCUGUAUGGCAACCUUCAGUUCAACUACUACGACACCCAGUGGGCUAAGGUUGAUGCUGGUGGAUACUUCAACGUUUCCUACAUUGUGGAGUCCCUGCUGCUGCCAAUUUCCUUCUUCAUGCACAUCGCAUGCUACAUCCAGCGGUCAAGCAUCAAGAUUCGUACCGCAGCACUUUUUAGCAUUUUUAUCAAGCCGUGUGACAAGAUGCCUCGCUCCGCAGUGGUCGCUGGCGUUGCUCUGGCUGCUUUCGCAGCUGGAGCGGCCUUUGUUGUGGCACCAACCCGAGCUCCUACUGCGCCACUUGCAUCUGGAGCAAGUGGAUCCACUGCUACGUCUGCUGGCUGGGGCUUGGCUACUGCAGGCCUUGCGCUGGGUGCGCAUGUGGGCCUUGCCGCAGCUUGGCGUUUCAGGGCAACUGCUGCCCGAGCGGAGGGAGGAGGCAAGGCCUACAAGGAGACGCCAGCGGAUGAGCGCCUCUUUGAGCAGGUGUACUUGCAAUACACCUCCGAGUACAUGAAGGGCCCAAUGUACUGGCAUCCCGACAAGAUGCAGGGAUUCGCACCAGACUAUCCUGGACGUCCCAUUGUGAAGAACGGCAAGUACACUAGCAACGUGAUCGGAAACCUGAAGGCCUUCAGCUCCAACGAGCUUGCGUUCCUGUCCAUGCUCUUCUUCGGUGUUGGUCUGUAUGGCAACCUUCAGUUCAACUACUAUGACACACAGUGGGCCAAGGUUGAUGCUGGUGGAUACUUCAACGUUUCCUACAUUGUGGAGUCCCUGCUGCUGCCAAUUUCCUUCUUCAUGCACAUCGCAUGCUACAUCCAGAAGCAGAACGGAAAGUGA
Messenger RNA from Cladocopium goreaui, 1332 nucleotides. NCBI's taxonomy places the organism in Eukaryota, Dinophyceae, Suessiales, Symbiodiniaceae. The record is from the annotation of a GenBank genome assembly.